AUUCCUCUCAAAAAAAUCAAUCUGAUUGGAACAAAAAAUAAUAAUAAUAAAUAAAUGGCAAUGGCUUUCAGGGGAAAUAGCUACUGGAAAUCAAUGCUAAUCCGACAACUAGGAGGAAACCGAUCGUUUGCAACAUCAACCGCUCCCAAAUUUGCACCAACUGUUGAUGCUGCUCAUGCAGAUAAUAGCUUAAGUUCCAGGCUGGGUUUGAAGUUUGAGUUAGCCCCAUUGUAUGUGCUGCUGGGAAUGGUUGGGGCAGGUGUGAUUAUAGGGAUUCAUACGGUGAAGCAGCAGCUCAUGCAUUCCCCAACGGUUCGCGUCAACAAGAAGAGGAGGGUAUCCUUGCCGGAGAUAGAGGAUCCGGAAGUUAUUAUCAACAAUUCCGAUAAGUUCCUGAAUAAAUCUUUCCUCAGGAAGGUGGCUCACAUUCAGGAUCGCAAACCUGUCCUCCCUGAUCCCACCCGCGCCGACCCAUAUGCUCGACCUCGAACUGCAGAGACCCUUAAAACUGUUGGAGUCAACCCAACUGGCCAGUGAAUUCUAUCUCGGCAAGCUGAAUCAAAAUCUAUUAGUUUCUGUCAUAGUUAAUCUUGUGAAGAAAAAAAGAAAAAAAAACAGAUGGUGUCACGUUUGUACAUAGAAAGUUUUGUCAUUUUUGUUUUUUCUUUUCUUUGUUCACUUCUUCAACUGUGAAAUGCUACACGUACAAGCUGGGAUCCCUCACUUGAGACUAUUUUCGUGUGUGUGGAAGAGGAUCGUAGGACCUCUCAUUUCUUGUUUUUCCUUUGGUUUUUUUGCUUUUGUUUUCGAAUAAAACGACGACACCUGCAUUUGUUAUUA
Quercus lobata is the source of this 840-nucleotide messenger RNA. RefSeq lists its product as uncharacterized. NCBI's taxonomy places the organism in Eukaryota, Viridiplantae, Streptophyta, Magnoliopsida, Fagales, Fagaceae. Bases 55 to 537 code for a protein of 160 amino acids. The record is from RefSeq and is a predicted model, not a curated record. The transcript is spliced from 4 exons.